Molecule: messenger RNA, 2463 nt
Organism: Penicillium samsonianum
Lineage: Eukaryota; Fungi; Ascomycota; Eurotiomycetes; Eurotiales; Aspergillaceae
Product: putative sterol glucosyltransferase
Exons: 11
Coding region: 1-2463 (820 amino acids)
Biological process (GO): carbohydrate metabolic process
Molecular function (GO): UDP-glycosyltransferase activity; hexosyltransferase activity
Source: RefSeq, a predicted model, not a curated record
AUGUCCUCCAAACAAGAGUUGAGACAACUGGAAGAGGAGAUUUUCGAAAACAACGAAAUGACUGAAGAUUUAAUCGCUGACGAGGUGCCGCCUACAUAUAGCUCUCUCUUCUCCGAGGACCUACUACUUUCUCCACCAACCACCAGGGACGAAAGGCGGGAAUCAGUCCUAAUCGAAGAUAUCGGCCGUUUUAGCAUAGAUUUAAGUGCCGGAACUCGCACGUCUACGCUAAUCCAAGAAUUUUCAUUACCUACACAACGACCACAGGUUAUAGAAAUUCGAGCAAACAAUUCGAGCUCAAGUUCACUUACCAAAAGCACCGAUGAUGUCAACCCCGCAGAUGGAACCCAUGAAAUCCCACUGGAUAUUCUUCUGAUGCUUGUGGGAAGCAGAGAAGAGAGCAAAUCCGUUAUACUGGUUGGCCAGGAACUCCACAAACAUGGCCACCGUGUUCGAGUCGCUGCACAUUCAAUCUUCCAAUCACUCGUCCACAGGGCUGGAUUAGAAUUUUUCUCCAUCAGCAGCGACCCAGAGCAUCCUAUCGCGACAAACGAUUCUGGCCUCAUGCCUGAUUCAAGCGGUCUUAACAGGGUACAGGUCCUGAAAAACAAAAAGGUCUUGCUAAACACACUCAAAGAAUGUUGGAAUGGCUGCACCCAGCCCAGCUCUCGCGAAAUUAAACCCUUCAUCGCGGACGCCAUCAUCGCAACGCCUCUUGCACACGCUCAUAUCCAUUGUGCGGAGCGGUUGUCCAUCCCGCUUCAUAUCAUGUCCAACAGCCCCUGGACACCGACAAGACGAUUCGAACAUCCGUUAGCACAGAUCGAGACGGAAAGUGAGAUUGAUUAUCAGUUGCAGAAUUAUCUGUCCCAUUUACUGGUUGGAGAGUCGGUGUGGCAUGAAGUUUACCACGUUGUCAAUCAUUUCCGACAAGCAGUUCUAGGUCUACAACAGUUAUCUGUAUCUGACGGAGCCGGGAUUUUGAGAGACCACAAAAUUCCUCAUACCUAUCUGUGGUCCUCGGAAUUGCUCCCAAAACCGGAGGACUGGGAUGACACCAUUGAUAUUUCCGGCUACCCCACGAUCGAAACUUCAUCUCCUUACACCCCUUCAAAAGCGCUAGACGAUUUUCUCGAGUCCGCAAUCGAACCUGUCUUCGUUGCACUGGAUAUAACCCAAUUGAACCACCCGGAUUUGUUCAUUCAAUGCCUUGUGGAAGCUUCACAAAGCCACGGAGCUUAUAUUCUUAUACCAAGUGGGUUCCGAGAAUUAAUUGAUAUUUCUGAAACGCCGAAGAUUUUCCUGCUAGAGAAUGACCCAAAUGUUAAGGAAUGGCUCAUCCGCAGAAUAUCCAUCUUGUUGACCAGUGGGGACAUCCCAACGGUAAAGCAGGGUGUUAGGAACGGGAAACCAAUGAUCUCAUUACCACUUCUUUGCGACCAACCCUUUUGGGCAACAACCAUCUACAACGCAGGUCUCGGCCCACCUCCACUCCGCGAGAAAACGUUGCGCAGCGAAACCUUUGUGGAAGCAUUCCAGUAUUGUCUACGACCAGAUGUGAAGCAAGUUGCUUCCAGGCUAGGCCAGACGAUCCAGGGGGAGAACGGCACUACAAACGCUGUCCAAUCGUUCUAUCGUCAUUUGCAAUGGGAGAAGGUUCGAUGCAACGAUACUAGCACGGGGCCUAUGGUCUAUCAUAUGCAAUUAAAACCAUCGAUUAGCAGCAAAGUCGGGACUGAUGGGGUGGUCAUUUCGACAACAGGAGGCGGGUCCCUCAUGGAACCUGAUGAGUACCCAGUGCACACAAGAUUGGAUAAAACACCCGAGUCCACCGAAGAAAAACUCAACACCACCUUCUUCGUCGACGCAAAGGGCGUAUCCAAAAGUUUGAUUAAAGCAAUCAUCAAACCUACUGUCUCUCACAUCGCAGAUGCGCACAGGAAACGCGAGGCUCACAAUGAUGUACCCGUACCGACGGUGCAGAAGGUCCAGCAAUGCAAAACCCGAACGGAGACGGCUAUGAAAGUAGCGAGGAAUGUGGGCUUUGGGUCUGCGGUUGCUUGUGGGAAGAUUGCCAUACUUCCGUUUAAGACUGUAUGGUAUAUGAGCGAAACGGCGUCAUACGGAGUGCGAGUCCUACAGGGGCUGGAUCGUCGUGAAGACAAAAGUCACGACCAAGACGUAGAACAAGCGUCCAGUGUCAACAACUCUCAGGUUUUCGAUGAAGGUAAAGUGUUGGACUUAGGAGGCGUGAAGGAUAUCAAUUCUGACGAUUUAUAUGUUGUCACAGUUAUCGAUACGGCUUCUUUGGACAGAGACGAUGCUUAUACGCGUGCAAUCACAGCUUCGGGUAUUGUGCCUGCUGAGGAGAGUCAGAGUACAACUCAGCCUCGCGGUGGUGAUGGGUUAUCUCUCGGGUCUCGCCGGUCUGAUUCUUCCGUACCUGGUGGCAAGAGGGAGUAG